Messenger RNA from Ylistrum balloti, 570 nucleotides. Its product is annotated as peptide deformylase 2-like. Gene Ontology annotation, cellular component: mitochondrion. Gene Ontology annotation, biological process: peptidyl-methionine modification; N-terminal protein amino acid modification. Lineage: Eukaryota; Metazoa; Mollusca; Bivalvia; Pectinida; Pectinidae. Gene Ontology annotation, molecular function: peptide deformylase activity. The record is from RefSeq and is a predicted model, not a curated record. Bases 1 to 570 code for a protein of 189 amino acids. The transcript is spliced from 2 exons.
AUGUCGCGUCUAUUACAAAUAGCUCAACUUGGGCAUCCUAUUUUAAGACAAGCUGCGCAAGAAAUUGAAACCAUUCAAGUUCCUGACUUACAAUUAUUAAUUUCCGACAUGUUGGCUACAGUCAUAGAUGCUAAUGGUGUUGGCAUUGCAGCUCCACAAGUUUACCAAUCUAAAAGGUUAUUUAUCAUCUCUUCAAAACCAAACCCGCGGUACCCAUACGCACCGACGAUGGACCCAAUGGUUAUGAUCAACCCAAGCAUUACUUGGAAGUCAACAGAAAUGGAAACAGAUUGGGAAGGCUGCUUAAGCAUACCAGGACUACGUGGUUUAGUACCUCGCCAUCAAAGCAUAGAGGUUCUCUAUUUUACAACUGGAAAUGAACAAGUGACCGCUACAUAUGAAGGUUUCAUUGCCCGCGUAUUUCAACAUGAGUUUGAUCAUCUUGAAGCUGCAACGGAUAAAAGAAGUGCUAACACGCUUGUCUUCACCCAAAAUGGACCACGCCCCUUGACAAACAGUAUCGCUAUUAGGAUUAAAAAUGCUGGUAAUGCUGUAAUCGUAAUGCGAUAA